Messenger RNA from Acanthamoeba castellanii str. Neff, 336 nucleotides. RefSeq lists its product as uncharacterized. The transcript has 3 exons. The record is from RefSeq and is a predicted model, not a curated record. NCBI's taxonomy places the organism in Eukaryota, Discosea, Longamoebia, Acanthamoebidae. Bases 1 to 336 code for a protein of 111 amino acids.
AUGCUCGCCACGGCGUCUUCCCCGUCGCUCUUCUCCGCCAAUCCCUUCCACACCGCCUCGUCCACGUUCGGAAUGCAGACACUCACCAAUCAGGAGAAGGACGUGCUCCUGUUCAUGCAGCGGCUCAAGAGCAGCACGGCCCAACAAGAGACCGAGCGCUCCGUCUCUGACCCGGUCAUGUCCGUCGACGCCUACGCGCCCAGCCGCCCACUCGCCACUGCCGCCCACUCGCUCGCCCGCCGCCUCGUCUCCUGCUUCGCCCACCACCACCACAUCAUCAUCAUCAUCGCCAACCCCUUCAUCCCCAUCAUCAACCUCAUCGACCACUUCAUCUGA